Anopheles funestus (African malaria mosquito) is the source of this 1038-nucleotide messenger RNA. RefSeq names its product REPTOR-binding partner (gene REPTOR-BP). Gene Ontology annotation, biological process: regulation of DNA-templated transcription. Lineage: Eukaryota; Metazoa; Arthropoda; Insecta; Diptera; Culicidae. The coding region runs from base 280 to 627 and encodes 115 amino acids. Gene Ontology annotation, cellular component: nucleus. The record is from RefSeq and is a predicted model, not a curated record. Gene Ontology annotation, molecular function: DNA-binding transcription factor activity. The transcript has 3 exons.
AAAACAAAGCACACACUUCACAACAUUACGCAGAAGGACAACAACGUGAAAAACGCGAGCUUCCAAAGCAGUGCAUAUUUAGAAGGUUUUCCAGUAUAAUUUGUGCAUCAUUUGAAGAAAGUGUCAGCAAAUAAGCUGCCCUUCCCUGGUGACAGUGAACAUUUGCAGUGAAAGUUGUAUUUUUAGCGCAUUUUGUACGCGUGUUUACAGUUUUUGGCGUAAGCGAGAGAAAAACAAAAGAAACUAUCAAUUUUGCCGUACAGUUCAAAUUGAUCAACAAUGGACUACGAGGAGUUGGCAACGAUGGCGGAGGAGCAAAACCAAUCGGAGCGUAAGGAAAGCGGAAAACGAGGUCGCAAACCAGGUCGUAAAGUAUCUACUGAGAAGAUCGACAUGAAAGCAAAACUCGCAGAACGCAGCCGACAAAGUGCCCGUGAGUGUCGUGCUCGUAAGAAGCUUCGCUACCAAUACCUGGAGGAGCUGGUGACCGAUCGCGAGAAGGCUGUGGUUGAGUUGCGCCAGGAGCUGGAGAAACUGUACAACUGGGCAAUGGAAGUUGAAGCUGGCCGUUGCCCGGACGGUUUGCAGGAACUGCUCGAGGAGAUGGGUGCCAUGAAGCAGGAGUAAAAGCCCCACCAGGGUAGAUCAGUAUGCUUUCGUAAGGGUUGUGUUUAAGUUGAAAAACAAAACAAAAGAUUCAAUGCUUCCGUUGAGUAGGUUUAGUUUUUGCGGGAGAACGGGGCCCUUGAGUUAGUGUGCGCUGUCCUGUAUCGGUGUGGAAAUUUGGACCGUUUUGGUACGAGUGUGGACAGCUUACACAUCAUUGGCCUUAUAUCCUUUGCAUUUGGUUGCACAUAGUACGUACACAGCUUGCUUUCCUUCCUAAUUUUCUACGUUACGUUUUAAUAUUUCUGUUCAAUGAGCAUUUUGCCAAAAAAGAAACGAGCUCCAGUGUGAGGAAGAGCGGUGAUUAAGAAAAGCUACAUAAAAAAUGAAAAAAAUGAAAGUAAAGUAAAAAAAAAACGAAGGAAGUAACCC